Messenger RNA from Perca flavescens (yellow perch), 697 nucleotides. RefSeq lists its product as uncharacterized. NCBI's taxonomy places the organism in Eukaryota, Metazoa, Chordata, Actinopteri, Perciformes, Percidae. The record is from RefSeq and is a predicted model, not a curated record. The transcript has 5 exons. Bases 1 to 696 code for a protein of 231 amino acids. Gene Ontology annotation, biological process: response to bacterium.
AUGAGGAACUUCACCUUGAUAACAACUUUACUUCUCUGCAGCCUCAGCUGGAUCUCUGUCUCAGCUUCUGAGUCUCACACUGUGGAGGUCCAGUCUGGUGGAGACGUCUCUCUGAUGUGCUCCAACAUUUCCAGCACUCAAACUACAACAGAAUGGUUCAGAGUGAUCAACAGAACCAAGCCCAGCUGUGUCUCCUCCAUGAACCCAUAUGAUAGCAAUGCUUCGUUCUGUGGUGGAUUUCAAAAUCGAUUUGAGAUGAGCUCCAACAUCUCUAUGGUCUUUCUUAAAAUCAAGAGAGUGGAUUUAUCUGACUCUGGACUGUAUUUCUGUGGAAUUUACAUAGGCAGACAUACAGUCAUUGUCAAUGCAACAUAUCUAAAAGUUCAAGAGGAGUCCGAUGGAAUGACAAACCUCAUGAGUGUGUUCCUGGGUUUUCUGACUGUUCUGACCGUUUUCCUCACUAUAGUCAUCAUUUUUCUGGCUGUUAAAAUCACGAAACUUCAGACAGCUGUGAAUGAAGAACUGCAGCCAGAAAGAAACAAGGUGAACCCAGCAUUAACUUAUAUAAAAAGUGAUCUGGGCUCCGAUGACCUGAACUAUGCAGCUCUAAAUUUCCAGGCGAAACCCAAAAGAAGCCGCAGGCCUGCAUCAGAGAGAGAGCUGGAGCCACAUGUUGUGUAUGCUGCCACCAGAUAGA